Messenger RNA from Phalacrocorax carbo (great cormorant), 3830 nucleotides. The record is from RefSeq and is a predicted model, not a curated record. NCBI's taxonomy places the organism in Eukaryota, Metazoa, Chordata, Aves, Suliformes, Phalacrocoracidae.
CGCAGGGGGUGGGACGGGGUGAUCUCCAGAGGCCCCUUCCAACCCCUGCCAGUCUGGGAUGCUGUGAUCUUUUCUAGCAAUAUAAAGCAGAUUCCUUGACAGAAGCCGUAUCCUCUCCUGCAGAACCCUGGCCCAAUUGUUAAUACGACAGCAUAACAACUGGACUCAACUAAAACAGAAGCCUUAAUAGCUCCUGCUUGUGGGCAUUUGGUGGAAUCAGAAUUCAGCUCAGAUUAGACUGUCUCAGCCAACUCCCCUCUAUUAAGUCAAACAUUUGAUUAUUGAUCAGCAUAGCCUACAGUCAUUAAAAAAAACCCAACCAAACCAAACCAAAAAAAACCACAAAAAACCCAACUGAAACCUGAAUCUAGAUCUGCCUUUGCUCGUUUAAGUCCAUUUCUUUUUAUGGAAAAAUAGAAAAGUGGUCAGUGAAGUAAUGCUACCCAAAUGGAGGAAAGUUACAGUACUUUAUUUUUUACACAGAUCCUCUUUUGCAGGAUUCUACGUUUUGUGUCAUUCAGUUUCACUCCUGAUGCUUAAGAUCAGCUAGAAGCUCCAAUGGUGGAUAUAAGUGCAAACUGCUGAUCGAGAGAGGUCUUCAGUGGCUUCUGGACACAGCUCUGAUUUUUGAACUUUUGGGAAAUGCAUUUACCACAGAGAAGGCGGCUACAAUGGAACCGAAUCUUUUUCUUGCUUGCCAUAGUGUUGGUGUUCUCUCUCUAUCAGCUCCAGUUCAGCCCCUCCGCCCUUCCAGCACCACACAGAGCACCCCAACCCACGGACCCUGUCAAAGUGACCUCCAGGGACCUCUCCAGCAACAGGACUGCCGUAACAGGCAAUGUCACAGCAGCACCCAAAAUAAGGCACUGUGUAUAUGUGGAUCCUGAGCCAACUGUGCCCAUCACGAUAUCAGUGGAUAUAACACCACAGCGAGAAAACACCAGUGAAAGCUACCCAGAUGAAAAACCACCACACGAGUCCAAAGGAGAAUAUCCCCAGGACCUAUUCAGUGUGGAAGAACGCAGGCAAGGGUGGGUUGUACUUCACAUCUUUGGCAUGAUAUAUGUAUUUGUGGCCUUGGCCAUAGUGUGUGAUGAGUAUUUUGUCCCUGCUUUGGGAGUGAUCACAGAGAAGUUGCAGAUCUCUGAAGAUGUGGCUGGAGCCACCUUCAUGGCAGCAGGUGGAUCAGCACCAGAACUCUUCACCUCCCUCAUAGGUGUCUUCAUCUCACACAGCAAUGUGGGCAUCGGUACCAUUGUGGGCUCAGCAGUGUUUAAUAUCCUCUUUGUCAUUGGCACCUGUGCCCUCUUCUCAAGGGAGAUACUCCACCUGACAUGGUGGCCCUUAUUUAGAGACAUCUCAUUCUACAUUGUAGACUUACUGAUGCUCAUCCUGUUUUUCCUAGACAGUGUCAUUGAUUGGUGGGAAAGCCUCCUUUUACUGACUGCCUAUGCCACAUAUGUAUUCACUAUGAAACAGAACGUGUACCUAGAACAAUGGGUGAAGCAGGAGCUGAACAAGAAGCUAAAUGCUGUGCAGGCAGCAUCAGCAGAGCAUGUACGGAAGAAAAGCAGUGGGGCAGUUGCAGAUGAUGGAACAAAGAAGCCAGCAGAUGGGAGAAAGCUGCAGCCUGCAUCAGCCUUACAGCGAGGCAGCAGCUCAGCCUCCCUACACAACUCUCAAAUGCGCAGCACCAUCUUCCAACUCAUGAUCCACACCCUGGACCCCCUGACGGAAGCAAAGUUUAAAGACAGGGUUGACAUCCUGAGCAACAUAGCCAAGGCCAACGUAGAGACUCUGGCUGGACAAGGAUCAAAAGCAGAAGCAGAAGAGGAAAAGGAGGCACCAAGCACCGUUCAGGUAACUCCUGCCAGCGACUCUGAACCCAGCAAAGACAAACAGAAGGCAGACGCACCGCAGGACAGACAGCCCUCUUCAGACAGCGAUACCUCAGAAGAUAGCAGCUCUGAGAGCGAGGAAGACAGUGAUGAUGACAGCGCAGCUGAGGAUGAAAAUGAUGAGCCAUUAUCUCUCGAAUGGCCAGAAACUAGGAAAAAACAAGCAAUUUACCUUUUCCUCUUUCCCAUUGUCUUCCCUCUCUGGAGCACUCUGCCUGACGUUAGAAACCCAGACUCCAAAAAAUUCUUUGUCAUCACGUUUCUUGGAUCCAUCAUCUGGAUUGCUGUAUUCUCUUACCUCAUGGUGUGGUGGGCUCACCAGGUUGGCGAAACGAUUGGGAUAUCGGAGGAAAUUAUGGGGUUAACCAUACUGGCAGCAGGAACAUCAAUCCCUGACCUUAUCACCAGUGUCAUUGUUGCACGGAAAGGCUUAGGCGACAUGGCUGUCUCCAGCUCUGUAGGCAGCAAUAUCUUCGAUAUCACUGUGGGUUUGCCAGUCCCUUGGUUCCUUUAUUCUGUCUUCAAUGGGCUCAGUCCAGUUGCAGUCAGUAGCAACGGUUUGUUUUGUGCAAUUGUUCUCCUCUUUCUCAUGCUCCUAUUUGUGAUUAUCUCAAUCGCGGUAUGUAAAUGGAAAAUGAACAAGCUACUGGGGCUCACCAUGUUUGCUCUUUACUUUGUGUUUUUAAUCAUCAGCGUGAUGUUAGAAGACAAGAUAAUAUCCUGCCCAGUAUCUGUAUGACAUUUGGACACUUCAAGAUAUAUGUAAGCAUAUAUCAAAAUCCAAAGGGGCUUAAGGUAGCAAUUGUUCUACUGAAAAAAGCAACCAGAAUUAUAACAAACUUACUGAGAAUAAAAUACCUUUAACACACUUAAAAAGCAAUCUCAAGUGUAUGUCAGCCUCUACUAUUUUUCUUUAGGAUCAGAAAAGUUCAGAUAAUGAAGUGACCAAUAUCAACCAACACAUAUGUUUAGGCAUUCAUGGAAAGGGCAGUAUGAUGUACAUGCGGGAAGUUUUCAGUAUGGCUGAUCCCCUCAAGUUAAUUUACACAUUAUAGAAAUAUUUUCAGGAACACACUGUAAAAGUACUUAGCAAACUCACUGAAACCGAUGAACUUUUACUUCAGUGGGAAACAGAAUCAGACCUCUACAGCUUGCCUUUACAGAACUACUCUGCUUAAAAUCAUUGUGCGGACGCACAUUCUGCAUCUCAGAAGUGAGCUCCCUCGAACUGCAUAUAAACACAGAGCACGGCGGUCCCCAAGGUUUGUGCUGCAGCUAGUUUGCCAUGACUUCCCUACACAGAGGUAGUCUUCAUCCCUUCAGUGAAGGCCACUACAAAGCACCCACAGCUGGUACUCUGCACAUACCUCCAGGAAAGCGUGCCCAGAACAUGCGAUGCACUUCAGAGGAAGUGCUUUUUGCUGGCCCUCUUCAGGCUGUGGCAAACGGAAUGCUAAGGUUUUCAAGGGAAAAGCAAAGCAGUAAGAGUUAUUUCCAACAUGCAGAAGAACACAGGAUUUGAGAGCUGCAGAGCGAUCCUGGAAGCUAUCUACAUGGCUCCUUUUAAAUCUGUUAUCUGAUCUUGCAAUACAAUCCCUAAAACUUAUGGUAAGUGCCACGUACGUGUGAGGUCACAUGGAUUUACAUCUUACUGUAACGAGCCUAAAGGGAUCUGGAGUUAGAAUAUCACGUUACCGCUAAAAAGAACUAAAACCAGGCAUCAGAAAUACUACAAGAAAUUGAACUGCUUGAGUGUUUUUCCAUCCUGACACUAACCUCUGAAAUUUACAGAUUACGGUAUCCAGCACUAAUUCGUGUUGUUAGCACUGCCUUCCACGUAACCGCUAUGAAAAACCACCACUGACAUCGACUAUCAACAAACCUGAAAGGUUUAUUGUUAACAAUGCCUCAUGAGCAAACAAUGUAGUUAAG